AUGGUGCUUACUCCGGAUGCAGUUGUCAUGGAGAUGGAAAGCAGCUCAGCGUCCACUGGUGGCACUGUUACCAUGGAAAUCCCUAUCGCAGGACCUGCCACAGUGGAAGGAGCAGAGCGUGUUCAGCACCAUGGACAGCAUAGAGCAGCGUUACAGCACAGAAACUAUCGCAUGCUGAUCCUGAUCGGAGAGAUUUCCACCAGCUAUCACCUUGACGCCGCCAGGAAACAGAUCACACAGGGUUUGCGCUCCUGGAACGUCGAUCUGACUGCUUGUGACCUGAACAAGGAGCUGCAACUGUUUGAGGCCAGACACACUGCUCAGUUUUCUUCCCAGGUCAAAGGCCAGCGGAUUCUUCAGUAUCAGAGUGACGUCCUCGAGACAGUAGUGCUGGUGAACCCAUCAGAGGAGACCGCUGCCUCAGAGAUUCGAUCACUGAUCACUGACUUUGCUGGGAAUAAGUUGCUGAUACUGAGCGGCCAGAGCUCUGAGCAGGGAGGUGACAUCCUACUGCAAAGUGGAGCCUUCACCUGGCAGAACUUCUCUGACAUAAUCUCUAACCCCCAAGUGACUGAACUUCUUUCCAAGGCCUCAUCAGAGCAGCCGUCCAGGCUUACUGUUUCCUGUCAGGGAGACGGGGGCUGGAGCUCCCUGGGCCAAAGCCAGGAGCAGCAGUUACUCCAAAAUCUUUUGGAAUACCGCCUCAACCCUGAACCUCACCUCCCCGACAUGGACGGAGUCACAGAGUUCACCGAGUAUGUCUCGGAGACAGUGGAUGUUCCUUCAUCCUUUGAUCUUCUGGAGCCCCCAACCUCAGGAGGUUUUCUGAAGCUUUCUAAACCCUGCUGCUACAUCUUCCCUGGAGGCAGGGGAGACUCUGCUCUGUUUGCGGUCAACGGAUUUAACAUCCUGGUGGAUGGCGGGUCAGAUCGAAAGUCUUGCUUCUGGAAGCUGGUUCGCCACCUGGACAGGAUUGACUCUGUUCUGCUUACCCACAUUGGUGCAGACAACCUCCCUGGCAUCAAUGGGUUGUUCCAGAGAAAGAUUGCAGAACAAGAAGAGGAGCGUAACCAGGGAUCUGGCUCCAGCAGCAACGGUGAAUGGAUAAAGAACCUUAUCUCCCCUGAGUUGGGGAUUGUGUUUUUCAAUGUCCCAGAGAAGCUUCGGAUGCCUGAGUCCACGCUGAAAGUGAAGCGAAGCAUUGAGGAAGCAUCUCUUACUUUGCAGUACCUCAACAAGCUUGGUAUCACACCAGAGCCUCUUCACAGGGUAGUCAGCAACACCCUUGAACCCAUCACACUAUUCCACAAACUUGGUGUGGGAAAGUUAGACAUGUAUGUCUUAAACCCUGUUAAAGAGAGCAAAGAGAUGCAGUUUCUAAUGCAGAAAUGGGCUGGAAACAGCAAAGCCAAGACAGGGAUUACUAUGGCCAAUGGAAAAGAAGGAGAAAUAUCUGUUCCGUAUUUGACAUCAGUUACCGCUCUUAUUGUUUGGAUUCCUCACCGUCCAACAGAAAAGAUAGUCAGGGUGCUCUUCCCUGGAAAUGCACCACAGAAUAAAAUCUUUGAAGGCCUUGAAAAACUGAAACACCUGGACUUCCUGCGAUACCCAGUAGCUACCCAAAAAGAUAUAUCAUCAGGUGCACCUCCUCCUAUCAUCAAACAGACCAAAAUGAGAUCAAGAACUGACAGCAAGGAAAGUCUCAAGUCUUCACCAAAACCACACUCUAAAACAACAAAGAAAGAAGCCAGUGGGCAGGAGGAUGAGUCCAAGAGUGACAUGAAUAAAGAGAAUAAAGUGGAAAAGACGGAAGAGAAGAAACCCAAAAGUCCAAGUCUAAAAGCCACCAAACAACAGAAAAACAGUGAGGUUGCUCCUGUUGCAGGCAAGUUGGAGAAAAAGAAAGUAUCCAAGGAAAAAACUUCAAAGAACGAGAAAGCGUCCAAGAUGGAUGAAAAGAAAGAUAAAGAGAAAAAAGAAAUUAAGAAGGAAAAACGUGAAGUAAAGAAAGACGAAAAUAAAAAGGAUGUCAAAAAAGAAAGCAAAUCCAAGGAAGACAAAAAGAGGGACCCAAGUAAACCGGAGCUGAGAAAAAUCACUAAACCUGAUCUAAAGCCACUCACCCCUGAAGUGAGAAAAACUCUGCAUAAGGCUAAGACUCAGGUCAAGCCCAAGACAGACAAAAAUAAAGCAGUCAAAGAGAAGGCUAAUGAGAAAAAGCCAGUCCCGAAAAACAUUCCUGAGGAGAUCGCAGCAGCAGCUUUGGCUGACAGAUCUAUUGUCUCUUCCCCAGAGGACCUCACUGAAGACUUUGAGGCUCUGAAAAAAGAAGAGCGGUCCAAAGUCAAGUCUGAGCCGAUCCAGAAUGAUGUGAUGUUUGGGCACUCAAUGUACGCAGAUACUAAAGUUCCUUCCUUAGUUUUUACUGAAGAUAACGUUACAUCCCCAGCCACUGAGAUAAAAUCUGCUUCACCCAAAUCCCCGGUCAAAAAAGAUGAGGACAACAAGGACAAGGACACAUCAAUACAGAUUAAAGCCACUGAGAAGAAGGAAGCAGGCGAUGGCUUUGCCAGUAAGUUUGAAGAGGAAAAAAUUGGGAAAUAUGACAAAUACCCUAUAAAGGUCAGCUCAAGAGACCGAUCAAAGAAGAGUGACAGCUCAGAGGAGGAGGGUGAUGUCAUUGAAAAAGCUGACCUUGAAGGAACGGAAGAUGACGAGGUCCUCAAAUAUAAUACAGAAGAGGCGAAAAAGGAAAAAUCUGGAAAAGAUUGGGACACCAAGCCAACUGAGACAAAACCUUUAUCAACCACAUCCCUAUGUGGACAUUUAGCAGCCUCCGCCUCGGAGCAAUUCUCAUUUAUCCAAGACGAGACUAUCCCCGGCUACUCAGAGACUGAACAGACCAUCUCUGAUGAGGAGAUCCAUGAAGAACCAGAAGAUCGAAUCCCACAGCUGCGUUAUGAUGUGGGGUCCUAUGAUGUGUCUGUCCCUGACGUCCCUGGUACCUUUGACUCCAUGCACGGUAUGAAAGAAAUGAAAUUUUCCACUAUGUCUGACGUCAAACCUAAAGCCUUCCUGGGCGGUCAUGAGCAUGAGCUCGCACCUUACCCUGCCAUUAUUGCAGCUCCUCUUGCAGAAGAAGAGCACAUCUCCUCUGCAACAUCCAUCACAGAAUAUGACAAAUUGUCGUCCUUUGCUACGUCCGUAGCCGAGGACCAGUCGAUAGCCUCUGUGACAGCACCUCAGAAUGAAGAGGCUGGGAGGAACUCUCUCCUGCUGGACACAAUUAACAGUAUCCCCUUACGCGCAGAGGCUGCCCAUGGCAAAGACUAUCUCCACUCAGCAGGAACCAUCUCACCCACCUCCUCUCUGGAGGAUGAUAAGUGCUUUAAGUCUCCUUCCUCUGAUGAGUACCAGCACAACAUUCCUGAAAUGGAAACUGAUGCAAAGAUCAAAUCAGUCCAUGAAGAGGAAGAUGAUGAGGAGGACGAGGAUGAGGACCAGACUCCGAACGUUGACAUCCCUCUGGGUAAACUGCAAGAGGGCUAUGAACAUGCAGCCUUCAAGAUGCUCCAGGAGAAGGAGAAAUCUCCCUCUGCCACUUUUUCUCCUCUUCCUCCUUUCUCCACAAUGCAGUACUCUAACACACAGGCUGUGAAAGAUAACCAGUCCCUUUCUAAAGGAAAACCUGUUUCACCCCCUCCGUCUUUCUCUCCUAGGUUAGAUUUAGAGUCCCACUCCAGACAGGAGAGUGAGGAAAGAUGUUUAAGUCCAGAUGACUCUACCAUGAAACUGGCUUCACCCACACAGUCUGUGCCUACUAGCAGUGGCUACUCUCCUACAGAAGAUAAAUCUUUUAAGACACAAGAAAAAUAUUUUAAAACUGACACCCAGAAAUCAGCCAUUAUCUCAACUGGUGACAAGACAGUGUCAGCAUCUGAAGAGUCUGAAGAUUCUGAAGAAUCACCUGAAGACAAUGAGAAUGAAGAGGACUUUUUCGCGAAAAAGAAUCUACAGCCUGCUGUUAAGGCCAAGAUUAUGGAGGCAAAAGAAGGGUGCUUCUUGGACGACGACUUCGCCUCUGAGGCAAAAUCUGCAAAGACAGAAACUGAAGUCAAGACGCCAGACAAGACACAGGUGGCUUUCAGCACAGAGGUGAAACACAAACCUCAAGUGAUGUACUCUGAUGAAGAUGAGGAUGAAAAUGAUGGUGAUGAGGAUUUCCCACCAAGGAUAGGGCCAGAUAAGUCCUUACCAGCAGAUCAAAGCAAAUUAGACCUAAAAGAUGAAGGUACAGAGAAAACUGAUUCUAAAGAUGCUGAGAAAAGUGUUCAUUUCAGUCUCUACAACUUUCCAGAGAAGGAAAGCAAAGAAAAAGCAGUGUAUAUAAGACAGGACACGCCCUAUGUGCAUGGCAAAACAUUCUCUUAUGGUGACAUUUACGGCUCUAUGGACUCUGAUUCAUAUCACCAGGACUCAUUAGAUAAAGUUGAGAAGGACACUGCAAAUAGUGAAAUAGAUUCCAAGAAACCCCAGGCCCCAUCACCCGUAACAUCUGCGGACAAGAUGUCAGAGAAGGGGGGAUUCACAGAUUCUUGUGGAAAGGAUUCCUCCCCUUCGUGGCUUGACUCCAAGAGCACUUCUGCUAAACCUACAUCUGAAGAGGUAAAAGGAAAGGAGACCUUUGAAUACAACACAGGGAGCCGAUUCCCUUCAGUGGCUGAUAGACCCGAGGCCUCCUCCACAUAUCUAUCAUCAGAAAAAGACGCCUCUUUUAAAAAUCAGACUGACGGCACAAAGCCCCAGACGUACUCCUCAAUGACAGCGUUUGAUACUCAGAAACCUGCCGCCACAGGUUACGUUGAGAAAGGAGCGAGCUUGGAAAUUGAUAUGCGUAAACUAACAGCAAGAGAUGAGGAGGACUAUGAUGAUGAUGAAGUUGUGGAUGAAUACGACGAGGAAUCCGAAGAGGACGAAGACGAGGAGGAUGAAGGCGAAGGUGCUGUUGAUUCUGAUAUUGAGAAAGGUGCCAAAGAGAGAUCUGAAAAGGAAAUAAAGAGUCCAAUCAGUGAAAUGUUUGGCUCAAAUAGACCUGAAUUUAUGGUUACUAUGGCGGGGUAUGGUUAUAACAGCCAGGGGAAGUCUGUAAAGGAAGUAAAGAGUCCAGUCAGUGAAAUGUUUGGGUCAAAUAGGCCUGAAUUUAUGGUUUCUAUGGCAGGGUACGGUUAUAACAGCCAGGGGAAGCCUGAAAAGGAAGUAAAGAGUCCAGUCAGUGAAAUGUUUGGGUCAAAUAGGCCUGAAUUUAUGGUUUCUAUGGCAGGGUAUGGUUAUAAUAGCCAGGGGAAGCCUGAAAAGGAAGUAAAGAGUCCAGUCAGUGAAAUGUUUGGCUCAGAUAAGCCUGAAUUUAUGGUUUCUAUGGCGGGGUAUGGUUAUAACAGCCAGGGAAAGCCGAGCAGCCCCCCUUCACUAACAAAGGUUGAACCCAAGGCUAAGUUGGACUCCUCAUCCUUCAGUGGAAAGCCAAUGGAUUUGGGAGCUACAGGUUUCUCCGGCUACUCCUCAGGGUUUGAGUACUCAUAUGGAAAAGUUGAGAAAGGUAAAGAGGAUCUCACGUUGAAAUCAACAGAGGACAGUUAUUACCAGAGUGACAGGCCUGAUUCUAAUUUUGAGAAACAGAAAUCACCAGACCUUCUGAGCAAGAAGUCACUGGACUCAAACUUCCAGUACACAACAACUGCUGGCCCUGGGUACUCCUCAUCUUCGGCCUACAGCUACUCCUCCUCCACCUCAGGCUCCCUUUCCACCAGCCGCCAGUUCGGAGAGGAGCUGGAGACGCCUGCCGAGCCUCUUUUUGAGUACUCCUCUUUUAAAGAUGAACACUCACUUGCCAUGGAUUCUCCCUUGUCUGGCUCCACUGGUGCUAAAGACGACUAUCUAGAAGUUUCUGAAAAACACAUCACAGCUACAACCACAGCCACCCGUUUCUCACCUCAGAGCCCAUUCGAGGAGGUCAAAUCUUUCCCCUCACAUUCUUCCACUGCCCUAGCAGGGGACAAGAAGGAGCAUGCAGCUUCUUUAGGUGGUGUUAUGGACAAAGGGCCUCAAUCUGACUGUUUCUAUAAGCCUGAAUGGUCUCAAGGGUCAAAGCCAGACACAGCUGUUGGGUUCAAGGCUUCAGCAGGGCCGUUUGCUCAACCUGCAGAACUAUCCAAGGACAGAGAGGCAGCAAGUGCUGCUCUGUUUGGUGUCACUUCCUCCCCACGCCCAGACAUAGAAGGCAAGCAUUACUUUGAGGAAACAGACAGCAGUGAAGAAGAAGAUGAGGACGCGUACAUGCGUGAGAUGACUCGAAGGUCUCCUUCUAGUGGCUCAGCUGGUGGCCUCUCAUUCACAGACAAGCCUGCUCCUCCAGCUCCAGAUGAAAAGACAGCUGGUGCAAUCCCUGAUGUUCUUGGGUCCUACAUGCCCUCACCCUUCCAGGUCAGCAAGCCAGGUACAACAAACGGACCCACAGAGGUCAGCUCGAGCACCACCCUCCCUGCUGGAGCGGCAGCCAGUGUUGCAUCUUCAGGCCCAGCCAAGGUGGAACCCAAAGAUGGAGCUGCAGCUUACAAAAGCCCUUUCGAGUGGGAGAUGUCAAAGCCCCAGAUGGGAAUGGUCCCCGGAGACUCCCCUCCCCAUUACCGACAUGAAGAUGAGUUCGAAGAGGAGUGUGAGAUGGAGCCAGAGCACCCUGUUCGCCCGCUAUCACUCUCUUCAACUGAUCAGCCAUUUCGCUCUCCGUUCUACGCUGAAGAGUGCAGUCGAGGAGGCCAGGAUGAUGAUGAUGAUGAUGACAGUGAUGAAGACCUUGCUGGCGAUGUGCCCAUGGGAGCCACCUCCUCUUAUACCAGCCGCAGCUCCCCCGGAUAUUCUUCCUCUGAGUACAGGCAGGCUAAACAUGACCUCUCACCUUCCUUCAUCAACCCAUGCAUGCGGCAAGUAUCCAGCGAUGAAGAUGAUGAGGAACAUGGCCGCAGAAGUGAUCAAUCGCAGGAGGCCGAGGAAAAUGAUUUGUCGGUCAAGAGACGGGCUCACAAACAGCCCCAGAGUUACCAGUCACACACCAGGGAAGGCAGCUCCCUGCACCAAGCUGGUGCCAUGUCAGCAGGACUGGGUCUGGCCACAGAGGACACACCACCAACCUCUGUCAGCGAGUCUUUAGCCUCUCAGUCAGACUCUGAUGGGCCUCCAGGUACUGAAGAAUACCCCUCAGUCGCCGGUGAAGGCAACAUGGACUCUGAUGAGGAUGCAGACUAUAUGCCUGUUGAUAAAUUAUCGGCCACGGGAGGGGGCAGCCAUCAUUCUUCUAGGAGGAGCACUGACCCUCCUCCUGCUCCCGUCAUGGACCCAUGCCCUCACCCCCCACAUCCAGACGUUUGCAUGGUUGAUCCUGAAACUUUGGAUAAUGGCUUGGUUAAGAAAGAGCCAAAAGUCAAGAGCUUGAAGAAGACUUCGGGAAAAACUAAGUCAGCAUCCCCGGCCAGGCGCAAGAAGUCUCCCAUGCCAGUCAAACAGACGGCAUCUCCUCGCACUGCUUCGCUGAAGAAGAAGGAGUCAGACAAAAGCUCACGUAUGUCCCGCCUGUCUGAUGGACAGGGCUCCAAAGAUGAUGACCUCUCCAGGUCAAGCUACAACCCUGGCAAGAGCCUGACUAAUGGUGUCAAGAGCAGUUCAGGCUCUCAGAAGUCCGGCUCUGCAGCUGCUUCUGGCCUUCCUAUUUAUGUAGACUUAGCCUACAUUCCCAACCACUGCAGUGCCAAGAAUGUGGACCAAGAGUUUUUCAAACGUAUUCGCUCUGCGUACUAUGUGGUGAGCGGGAACGAUUCAGCAAGUGGUGAACCAAGCCGGGGUGUCCUCGAUGCACUGCUUGAUGGCAAAGCUCAGUGGGGUUCAAACCUCCAGGUAACGCUGAUCCCCACCCAUGACACUGAGGUGACCCGUGACUGGUACCAGCAGACUCAUGAGAGGCAGCAGGAGCUCAACAUCAUGGUCCUGGCCUCCAGCAGCACCGUUGUUAUGCAGGACGAGUCUUUCCCCGCCUGCAAGAUUGAGUUUUAAGACCCUGGUUUCCCUCUCUCCCUCUUCCUGGCCUCCCCAGUGUAGAUCUGGUUUUAAUUGCUCUUCUCUAUAGCCUGAUAUGCAAAUCUGCCUCUGCUUUAGGCACUUAACCAAAAGCAGAAACAGAACUGGAUAACUGUCUAUGUUUUUAUAGAUUUGUAUUCAUUUAUAAGCUUGUUGUGGCUAUCACCAUUUGUAUUACAAAGGUAGUUUUCUGACUGUCCUCUACUACAAUAUUAUUAUUUCUCAGGCCUAUGAAUGGGAGAGUUUAUUUCUGUUCCUUAACAUAUCUUUUUACCAAACCCUGUGAGACAAUGAGGUCUUUGUUUAUUGGCUCUGACAAAAUGCCCAUUGUAUUGUAAAAGGAAAAGGAGUAACAUAUAGGAAACAACAUAAAAUAACAAUCUGUUGCUUGUCUUCUAAUUGGCGUCAAUGAAAGCACAAGUUUGCGCACCUUAAAAGUCAGGAACAAAAUAAUUUUCUUUCACUGAAUCCAGAGCCUUUCUCAAUAAAGGUGAUCAAUUUAAUCGAAAGGCAUUAUUACAAGCUACUUGUGAGCAGCUUUCCCUAACUUUUCUCUAUAUUCCCGUUCAGCUAUGUUCUAAAACAAUGGCAGUACCAGUGUUGACUUUGUGCCUCCUGACAUAGUGCGAUAGAACACGUUCAACCUGUCUUUUGAGUAUAUUAGCUGUAGCGUAGGGAAAAGCAUAUUCAAAAAUCUGUAUUGUAGUGAUAUUUCUACGGUAAACUCAAAGUGAAAAUCAAUCUUUAAAGUACGAUUUUCUCGGUGGCUGUUAUUUGUUACGGUAGAUCUGGAGAAAACAUUUCUCUCUAUAAUUGUUUCCGUAGUCUUUGGUGUAUUCUUUCAGUGUAUUUCCAGUCAACACGUUGUUGCGGAGGAUCAUGAGGAGAACUGAGACAGAUGCGGUGAAACGAGUUCAAAAUCAUCAUCCUGAUCUCUGGAUUCGGCCCGUUUAAGAGUAAAACAGCGCUCUAGCUGAGAGGAAGGUUGACAAACCUUAUAUCUGUUGUUGCGUCUCAAAGAUCUUUAAAGCUGUGUUAAAGAACGUCGAAUGUAUUCCACUACAACAAUAGGAACAUGUGGUUGCAAGGAGGGAUUGUGUUUGCCUGGUGGUCGGUUUGCUUGAUGGUUAGAGGUGAGACUGUCACCCACAUGUGCCUUUCUGUCCUGCUGUGCUGGAAAGGGGAAAUUAAAUGUGGUUUUUCGUCAUAGAAAUUGAACAAAGGUAUGUGCGGUGCAUCCACUGCUCUGCGGCGGAAGCUCUGGCGAGCUGGUCUCCUCUGUUGUCGUAAGUUUUUGUCGUUGAGAACAUCAUUGCACAAAAAAAGUAAAGUCUUGUACAUAUCGAGCAUAAAAUGGCACUUUUAAAAGCACCGCCACGGUAUUUCAGCUGGUGCGUCUUAGAUUUCCUAGAGCUGCCACUCAAAAAAAAAGCACAACCAGUAACCAGUGUGCAAAACCUUAAGCAAUCUUAAAUUUAACACAUACAGCAUUUGCACUGAAGAAAAAAAUCAGUUGGAAUUUUUUCUGGUUUCUUAUAAUUGUCUUGAUUUUGCAAAAUUUCUUUUUAGAAAAUAAAUCACCUCACGUUUUCUCAAAUUUGUUAUCAUUUAACUGCUGAUUUUUGUUCUUUUCAGUGGCAAAUCAGUGGACGUUUUUAAGUAACUUAAAACUAAGUAAAUGAACUUAUAUAUAUAAAUAGGUGCUUUUAUUUGAUAUUGAUGAUUUUAAUAUUUUGAUAGGUUUUAAGUACUUUUUAACAAAUCUUAACUACCCAACAAACUACAGGACCAACACGCCUCACCAGGGCUGCUAUUUUAUGAUCCACAAUACAGAUCAGACAUUCCCCUGUAUGAUAUCUUAACCCCUCGAUGCAUGGACAACAGAUGCAUGUACAUAAAGGCGAUGGCUCUUUAACAAGCAGGGGGCCCGCCGGACCUCUGGCUCCAGUCGAUUUGAAUGUGAAGAUGCAGAUUUACCUUUACGUUCUCCGUGGAGGACUUUGAUCUCCUGGCUGCCUUGGUUCCUGUGCAUCAUGUGGUACAUCAGACUCAUCGCUCACAACAGGAGGUAACAACCGUACUGUUGUAGCCUGUAAUACAUCUGGACUGUGCGGGGAGGAAAACCAUCACAGUUUCUAUAUUUAGAUGACAAACAUUAUGAUUUUCUGUCCAAUUAAAAUGUCAGUAUGGUAAAAAUAAGAAGUGCUCAGUGCUGAUUUAACAAAGGUCCAUUAACGGCAUCUUUGAUAAAAAAGGGUUAACCCACUCUGUCAAUGCAUUCCUGUUUAAUACUGCUUCACUGUAAAGGUUCAUAAUAACAAACCAACACUACUCAUAUAUGAGCAGACACUCAAAACCCAAACUGCCAGACACUCAUGUCAAUGCAUUUAUACCUAUAAAGGAUUUCCUAUUAUUCACACCUUUUUCCAGACAAUGCUUAAUAUACACACUCUCACACAGCUGCAUUUUCGUGCAACAAAAAAAAGAAAAUAUAAAAUAUCUGUGGCAUUCAGACUUGUUUGCCGUGAAACAACUCAUCAUAAAGACUGUUGGAUUUCAGUGAGCCCUGCUUGUACGUGCAUGUGUAACUUUUGAGUUCUCCUGUAAUGUAAUAGCUGAAGAAAAUAUGCGACUUACCAUAGAAAUGCUAUUUUAAAAGAUGUAUAUUAAAGAAGUUAAGCUGUGUGGAACUAAGGAGGCACAUGUAGCCCUGGCUGUGAAGAAAAGACAGCCUUGUGAUCGUUUAUUUUUCUCCUUUCUGCUUCAUCUCUUGUUUUAAGUGCAAUAUGCUCUUUAUCUAUCUUUAAAUGCUUAAAAAAGGUAAAAAAAGAAAAAACUGAUUUAUUGUUGAAAAGGGAAAAAGUGUGGUGAAGACCAAUAAAAACAUC
Molecule: messenger RNA, 11012 nt
Organism: Eleginops maclovinus (Patagonian blennie)
Lineage: Eukaryota; Metazoa; Chordata; Actinopteri; Perciformes; Eleginopidae
Gene: map1aa
Product: microtubule-associated protein 1Aa
Exons: 7
Coding region: 1-8100 (2699 amino acids)
Biological process (GO): axonogenesis; microtubule cytoskeleton organization; dendrite development
Cellular component (GO): microtubule; cytosol; synapse
Molecular function (GO): microtubule binding; actin binding
Source: RefSeq, a predicted model, not a curated record